AAACCGGUGAGGUGCGUACACUUCACAGCUAGCUGGCGCUGCGGGUACGAUCGGAAAAUAAGGGCUCAAAUUUAACGGCAUUGGCACGCCGAUUUUAAUAAACCUCACCGCCUCCCAUGGGAUUUAAUACUCAUCCUCGAGCUCGGAUUAGUUCUUUUUUUGGCGAGUUUGAACGAGCGCUCUCCCCCCAUCCUUUCCUUUUGUUUCCGAUGGGUUUGUUUUCUUAAUUGCUCCGCAAGAUUUCUUGCACAGAAACCCUAAACCCCUCUCUCUUCCGGUCUCCCGGACUCCGAUGUUGCCAUUAAUGGCGGAGGACGCCGAGGAGAGGACGAGCAAGAGGAGGAAGAGGAUGGACGACCGAAGAAAGCUUCUCACCGGCGAGAAGGUCGAGGUUUUGUAUUUCGAUGAAGGGCUUCUUGGUUCUUGGCACUUGGGUAGGGUCAUUGGUUGUGGUGAUUGCUCCCGUCUUAUUGAAUAUACCAAUCUCUUAAACGAUGAUCAGAGUUCGAAACUCGUGGAAUCGAUUGCAGUAUCAGCUGCUAUAGAAGGUGCAUCAAGGACAGUGCCCAAAUAUUACCGUGGCCAGAUAAGACCUUUGCCACCUCAGUACAAGAUUCGAGGAUCUGAUAUCAUAUAUGGGCUGUGUGUAGAUGCUUUGGUGGAUGAUGCCUGGUGGGAAGGUGUAGUCUUCGAUCAUGAGGCGGGUUCUGAAGAAAGGAGGGUUUUCUUUCCAGAUCAAGGGGACCAACAGAUUAUUUCUGUUGAUCGGCUACGCGUCACCCAGGAGUGGGAUGAAGUUUUUGGGGAAUGGAAGCCUCGUGGCAAAUGGCUGUUGCUUCAGGUUCUCCAGGCCUUUGAAGAGGACGACGGACUUCCUGUUUCAAUCCGGGAGAUAUGGUAUGACUUGAGAGCUACAUGUGGUUUCUUGGAGAAAAUUAAAGGAUGGACUUUUGGAACACAAGAUGUCUGGCACCGCUUGGUGUCUGAGUUAAUACAAGUACUGUGGUCUGUUGUCAGUGGAACAACUGUCUCUGAAAUACUUCCGUCUGACGAGUUAAUCAAUCUUCCCAUUACUUCUAACAAUUCACUGGUGGAUGAUGUUCCUUGUCUUGAACGUACCAAUACCCAGAUGGAUGGCACAGGCAUGAGUGGUUGCUUGGCUGGUAUCAUAAACAGUGUUUCCUCUCUAGAGCCAUGUAUGUCUGCUGAUCUUUUUUGGCUUGGAUAUACUGAAAGGUUAUCUCAAGGGAAGUAUGAUAAUGGAAGUUGUUCUCAAGCAUCCCAAAGAGAUGGGGUCAUGGAAGCUUCGGGUGGAGUGGUUUCUGGAGGAGGCCCUUCUCGAUUAUGUGAUCCAGGUGAAUGGAAUACAAAACCUGAAAGUGGCCCUAAAGCUAUAUCGGACUUCAUCUCAAUAUAUCACACUAAAUCUCUUCCUCCAUAUUUGAGAAAAAGAAUUCAUGUUACACGUCAGCUUGCAAAGGCUCAUCUUCAAGCUGGAGGUUGGCAGUUCAGGGAAAGUUCUCGUGGAAUCAAGUACUAUGUUUCACCCGACGGAACCCGUUAUGGAUCUUUUAUUAGAGCAUGUGAAUCAUGGAAAGCAGCAGAAGAAAAUGCAGAUACUCAGAAAGUCAUGAUCUGUAGUGGUGCCACUGACAUUCCAAUAUGUGAUGAUCAAGGAAAUGGUUCCAAUAGGAACUUCACAUGCACGGACGGUAAAGCGGUGCAUGGAUCAGCCUCAAGAGCUGCUGGAACUUGGAAACUUGUGCAAAUAGAUGCUGAAUAUUGUCCUGAGGUCAUAGCAUUAUAUGCAUCUGGAGUAGAAAGUGGAAUGUCUCGGGUAAGAAGAUCAAGACCAACCAAUCUUAAACAUGAAAAUUUGAGGCUAAAAGUGAAGAAGCAUCUUUUGGCUUUAGGUUGGAAGAUUGAAAUUAAAAGAGAUAAGGUUGUAAGGCUUCGGUUCUCUUCGCCUGAGGGAAAGACCUAUUACUCCCUUUGUCAGGUUUGUUGUGAUUUGCUGAAGGGGAACAAGAAAGCGGGUCAGGAAUGCAGCGCUGAUGAUGAUCUAGAGGGAAACUGCUCGAGUCAAAAAAGAAAUGUAAGUAGUCCUGCAAAGAUUCAUCCUGAACCAAUGUCUUUGGCUGGAGACACUCCAGUGCAUUCUUGGUCAAUCAAAAGGAAAAACCAUCAGAUUGAGCAUUCUACCCACGCUAUUGCACUAUUUGAAGCCACUGAAGGUGUGAGAAAAUGCAAUGCACAAACAGAGGGAUCUAACUUUUCUGAAUUUGUAGACUCUGAUGAGCUUCCAGAUUAUCGCACCAUUGGGGCAUUUUCUUCAGGAGGUUAUAUAAACCACUCAGAAGUUAAUGUUAAUUGUGCUUCUUCGGGGAGAUUAAUGGAAGAUAACAUUAUUGAAGAUCUCAAACCGGAGUAUUUACCAGAGGCAAUGACUGACUAUGACAAAUACAUGGAAUCAUUAAAGCAAAAUGGCAAACAGGAUGUAGAUGUUAAACAGUUGAGAUUAAAUGUCAAAAAACAUCUAUUAUACAGGGGAUGGCACUUUUGGCUUAAAACCAAAAAAACAAAGCAGGAAUUAUGUUAUGACUCACCGGAUGGCAAAUCCUAUCAUUCUCUUGCUACAGCCUGUAAAGCAUAUCUGGAAUCUGAAUGUCUUGAAAAUACUAAUGUGAAUUCUUUUGAAUGCAUGGCAAAGAGCAAAAAAAUUAAGGCCGAUAUGACUCAUUCAGAAUUUGAACAUUCUGUCAUGAAGAAUGAGCAGUGUAGACUUCUCAGUUCUUCCACCGCAAUGGCAAGCAACAGGUCACAGGAAGCUUCCCAGAUAUUGCAUGAGGCUGAAAAAGAUUCUGGAAUUUAUUGUAAUUCAUCAGAAUUUGGAGAACUCGGAUUUGGUAAAUUGCAAUUGAGAGGAGUUAGAAAGAAGAGAAAAAGAAAUUCUUCAUUUUCUUUUGAAGUUUUACAUAAUAGGCUCUUGACUAACCCAUCUAGCCACUCUUCUGAUGGUCAACAGUCUAAGAAAAGAAAGGGACGCCAAUCUUUUGUUAGGCAAGGUCAUAGAUUAGGCAGAAGUUCUUCACCACGUGUGCUACGGUCAAGUGCAAGAUCACGACAGUUGGUGGCAUCAUAUUCCCAUCAGCAAUCUGCUAAAACAGUUUUAUCAUGGCUGAUUGACAAUAAUGUUGUAUUACCAAGGCAGAAAGUAAGUUAUAUGCAUAAAAGAGAUGGUCAUGCUAUGAAAGAAGGCCGGAUAAAUCGAGAUGGAAUAAAGUGCAUGUGUUGUCGUAUGGUGUUUAGUCUUGCUAAGUUUGAGGCUCAUGCUGGCAGCAGCACUCAACGGCCAUCUGCCAAUAUACUUUUGCAAGAUGGAAGGUCCUUGUUACAGUGUCAAAUGCAGAUGAUGCAUGAUAAUAAGACUAAAGAUUUUCCACAUGUAAGACUGAAGGGUGAUUAUUCUCACUACCAGAGUGACACAAUAUGCUCUGUCUGUCAAGAUGGGGGCACGUUAAUGCUAUGUGACCAUUGUCCAUCAUCAUUUCAUCCAAGCUGUGUUGGUUUAAAGGAUAUCCCAGAAGGAAAAUGGUUUUGUCCAUCCUGUAGAUGUGCCAUAUGUGGCCUAAGUGAGUACAAUUGUGACAUGGAGAAAUUUACAGAGAAAACAAUGUUGUACUGUGAUCAGUGUGAGCAAGAAUAUCAUGUGGGCUGCUUGAGAGAAAAGCGAUUGCAGCAUCUAAGUCAUUGUCCAGCUGGGAAUUGGUUUUGCAGCAAGAAAUGCUCAAAGAUUUUCUAUCAUCUUCACAAAUUUCUUGGGAAAUCUCACCUAACAUCUGUUGAAGGUUUAUCGUGGACACUUUUGAGAUGCUGUAGAGAAAAUGGUGGUGACCUUGAAAAAUUUGAUCUUGAGACAAUGGCUGAGCAUCAUAGCAAGUUGUGUAUUGCACUUGAUGUUCUGCAUGAAUGUUUUGUUACUAUGAUUGAACCUCGCACCAAGAAUGAUGUUGUUGCUGAUCUUGUUUUCAAUAAAGAGUCAGAACUUAACCGACUGAACUUUUGGGGAUUUUACACUAUGCUCCUGGAGAGGGGAGAUGAGCUGAUUUCAGUGGCUACAUUCAGGGUCUACGGUGAAAAGGUUGCAGAAAUGCCUUUAGUUGGUACUCGAAUUCAAUAUCGACGGCAGGGAAUGUGCCGCCUGCUAAUGAAUGAACUAGAGAAGUUGCUUUCUUCAUUAGGAGUACAAAAACUACUCUUACCGGCAGUUCCUCAGCUUUUUGAAACAUGGACAACUUCCUUUGGGUUUACUAAGAUGACCAGUUCUGACAGAUUAGACUUAUCAGAGUACACCCUUCUCAGUUUUCAAGAUACUACAAUGUGCCAAAAGCUAUUAAGGAGAACUGCAGUUUUGAAAGAACCAAGAGGAAAUCAUAAUCAAUUGGCAGAUAUAUCCUGCAAAAGUGAAGAGCAAGUAGAUUGUGACAAUUACAGCAUUACUUCUGAGGUUGCAGAGAUGGUGGAGCCAAUCCAUAAAUCACCAUCACUUGAUGCGGGUCUAUGUGCUUUGCCAACUGGAGAUACCAGGGAGAUCACUUAUCAAAUGGAUGCUGCAAAUUGUCUUCCAAUCAGUAGCUGUAAAGAUACAUUAGUUGAGACACUCCGAGAUGAAACAAAUGAGCAGACAACAGCAAGUGUUGUUGCAGGCAAGUGCGAAGACAACUGUGUUUUAGUCAGAACGUCUCCAUCAACUAUAAUGGAGAAACCAGUUACUGACGUCAAAUACAAGUUUUCAGGAAAAUGCUAUGAGCGCAAUGGCAAGACUGGUGCCAGCAGAGUGCCCUUGGUUAGCAGUAUUGAUGUCAGAAACACGUGCAACUUCAAGUUCAUCUACCAGCGGAGGACAUUGACGACAUAGCAAACUAAUUUCAAUCCUCUUUUGUCAUGCUCUUUAGUGGAAUUCCCUUCAUUCUGUAUGGCGGCAUGUAUAGUUCUCUGUUAGUUUUCUUUUUGCAAACUUGGUGGGUUGCUGAUGAAGCUUUGUGGGAAAGCUGAGGUUUUUAUACAAUAUUAGGGGGUUCCACUAAGAUUUUGACUGCAAUAUUAGGGGGUUCCACUAAGAUUUUGACUGGCUACUAUGAUAUUUAUAUUGAUGCAUCACAUAUGCUCUGUUCAUUA
Messenger RNA from Elaeis guineensis (African oil palm), 5178 nucleotides. RefSeq lists its product as uncharacterized. Gene Ontology annotation, biological process: negative regulation of DNA-templated transcription; regulation of transcription by RNA polymerase II. Gene Ontology annotation, cellular component: nucleus. NCBI's taxonomy places the organism in Eukaryota, Viridiplantae, Streptophyta, Magnoliopsida, Arecales, Arecaceae. The record is from RefSeq and is a predicted model, not a curated record. Gene Ontology annotation, molecular function: transcription corepressor activity; acyltransferase activity, transferring groups other than amino-acyl groups.